Molecule: messenger RNA, 351 nt
Organism: Acaulospora morrowiae
Lineage: Eukaryota; Fungi; Glomeromycota; Glomeromycetes; Diversisporales; Acaulosporaceae
Source: the annotation of a GenBank genome assembly
AUGGAAUUUGAUCCAGAAACAAAAAGGAUUGGCCCGGUUUCAAGGAAAAUGAUAGAUGCUCUCAUAAAUAUGUUUGAGCAGAGAGGUUUCUUUCCAAAGGUAGCAGAAGAGUUACAUUCUUUAUGUGAACAACAAGGUCAACUCGAUGAUGUUAUAUUUGAAGAAAGGCCGCUUUUUAAGGGUACAAAAACCAAUAAACUUGGACAAGUGGCAAUAGAUGAUACAAUAAGAAUAUUCAAUAACCUCAAAACCAGUUUGAAUGAAAUUUUAGGAGUAGAUUCCGAAGAAUAUGAUAAGAUGGUACAGGCCAUGGUCAAAGAAAUGAAUGAAUAUAAUAGCUACGUCCGUACU